Molecule: messenger RNA, 942 nt
Organism: Helobdella robusta
Lineage: Eukaryota; Metazoa; Annelida; Clitellata; Rhynchobdellida; Glossiphoniidae
Exons: 7
Coding region: 1-942 (313 amino acids)
Biological process (GO): protein import into peroxisome membrane
Cellular component (GO): peroxisomal membrane; peroxisome
Source: RefSeq, a predicted model, not a curated record
AUGGCCUCGAACGAUAAUGAAUAUUUCCAGGAGAAUGUUGAAGAAAUUAAAGUUAAAUUGAAUCAGGGAAAUAACGAAGAUGUCUGUGAUAAUAAUGACGAUUUAGAUGAUUUGCUAGAUAGUGCUUUAGGUGAUUUUGACAAGUAUUCAAAGGACUCUGUAAACAGCCCAUCUCACAGUAACAACAACAAUGAGAAAAACCAUGAAGGCUCUUCAAACUCAAUUGGUAAACCAUCCUCUGCAACUGACAAGACUCAAGAAACAACAUUUGAUAAAAUCUAUGAGGAGAUGUUCAAACAGUUUCAAGAUGCUAGCAACCAGUCUGGGGCAAGUGCCAACAAAACAGAAUUUUCUAAUUUUGACCCAUCCCUAUGUGGCGACAUAGCAGCGACACUACAAAAAGCUCUAGGAAGCCUAAAUCAAAAUCUUAGUGAUUUACAGAAUGAGAACAUGAGUGAGUCAGACAUGUUGGACCUCCUAUCAAAGAUGAGUAAUGCAGGCCUCGAUGACAGUGACAUUUCACCAACCUCACCGUUAAACAACAACAGUAACAAUGCCGAUGACAUUUUUCCUUUGAUGCAAAAUAUGAUGAAGAAUUUACUGUCUAAAGAGUUACUAUACCCUUCUCUCAAAACCAUAUCUCUCCAGUACCCAUCAUGGCUGACAUCAAAUGAAAACAAAAUAUCAGCAGACGAGUACAAACAAUACAAAGAACAAUAUAGAUUAAUGUCUGAAAUUGUCUUUGAAUAUGAAGCAGAACAAAAUGGCGACAGUGAGGCAGUGAAAAAUGUCAGGAUGAAUAAAAUCCUGGACCUCAUGCAGCAGAUGCAAGCUCUUGGUAACCCACCUAAGGAGAUACCCAAAGACUUCGAUUAUGAUGAGUUUGGUUUGCCUAAAAUCCCAGGUUUGUUGCCCGAUCCCAACCAGUGUACUGUCUCCUGA